Antechinus flavipes (yellow-footed antechinus) is the source of this 7048-nucleotide messenger RNA. It is a transcript of the gene TET1, whose product is annotated as tet methylcytosine dioxygenase 1. Gene Ontology annotation, cellular component: nucleus. Gene Ontology annotation, biological process: oxidative demethylation; positive regulation of transcription by RNA polymerase II. The record is from RefSeq and is a predicted model, not a curated record. Gene Ontology annotation, molecular function: zinc ion binding; DNA binding; DNA 5-methylcytosine dioxygenase activity. Lineage: Eukaryota; Metazoa; Chordata; Mammalia; Dasyuromorphia; Dasyuridae.
GAAUCCUCCUCCAAUUUGGGCAAAUCCACCUCGUGUUUUGUUUCUUGCUUCCUAGCGCUCAGUCCAGCGAGCAGAGAGCUGGCUGGAGCUUCACUCCAGAGGUCUGUCCAGGGGAGACACUGCUCCUGCCAAGGGCUGCCCUUCCGGGGCCAAGCAGCAACCGCAGCCCAUCGGGCUCCCCUCCGGAGCCGGGAGCCCCGAUCUUUGUCCCCCGCCCCCUCCGUCCCCGCUCAGCUUGCCCGGGAUUCUCCAUUCCGCUUGAAGUCAUGCUCCUCCGCUCGCCUUUCCACCGGGGAUAGGACGAGACCUCCACAGCGGGGUCUCCCUCCCCCGCGAGCGCCGGAUUGACAAUGCGUGGAGCCUGAUCCAAACACUGCUAUGACAGAGCUCAGCCAUGGAACAACCAAAUUUUCAGUUGAAGUGAGACUUUUGGAAGGGCCCAUGAAUUUGUACCCCACCCCUUUCCACUUUCCUCCCCUUAUUAGUUAUGUCUCAAUCCCGCCAUGGGAGAUCUUCCAAAUUAGUCAGAAAGGAAGAUCUAAGCAAAAAGAAAACCAGCCAACUAAAUAAGGCAUCCAAGAUUAUGACCAAAAAGAUGACGUUGGUAAAAACUUUGAGUGCUGGGAAGUUAAAACAGCUGAUGCAAGAAAGAAAUAAUGUUAAGAAAAAGUCAAAAACAAAACCACCUGUGCCAAUAAGAAGUCUUCUGACAAGAGCCAGAGCUGCUCGAAGGUGUCUGGAUCAAACUGAUGUCCUUUUUCAGAAUCCAGAAUCCUUAUCUUGCAAUGGCUUCACAAUGGCCCUUCGAAGCACAUCUCUAAUUCACCGCCUGUCCCGACCUGCAGUCGUCCUUACAAGAUCUGAGAAGAUUCCAUCCUCUAAGACUUUGGAAAAGGAAGAUAAACGCAAAUAUGGGGUCCUGGCAGUCUCCAAAGAAAAUAUAGUGGAAAUGGAAAAGGAGACAAAUCAGUCACAAAAAAGCCUAAUCUCUCCUGAAAAAGAGGAUCCCAUAGUGGUUACUUCUAAUGCAUCCCCAAGCAAAAAGAAUGGACAAGAAAUUACACCAUUUAAUGAAGUUGCCACAUUGGAGAAUCCCGUAACACACAUUCCUACUCACAGCAGUCUACCAACUCAAAUUUCUAAGGCCUCAGAAGACAACAGUAAGUGUGAAGGCCCAUUCUUUGAAAAGCUGUUAAAUGAUUCAACUGGCCCUGUUCAAGCUCUUUCCCAAGAUCUAAUGCCUAUUCCUUUAUCUAAAAGUGCUGCCCAUGUAGUGACCUCUAAAUCAAAUCCCAACGUGCAUUUGGAAGAUUUGGGUUCAAGAGCAGAAUUUCUUAAACAGGCUGAUUCUUCUUUGAAUCCAAUAAAAGAGAAAGCUGAUCCACGUCAAUCCUCCUGUUAUAAAGACAAAUCUGAACUGGAUCUCCAAAAUAAAAUGGUGCCUAAUGGAUCUAUUUUUCCUACCUCUUUAGCAAAUUACCUCUUAGCAGGAUCAGACCAACAAGAUGCCAUUCAUGAUUCUCUAGACCAACCAGUGACCCAAAGUACAACUUCAAACCUGCUAGAGGCCCCUGGUGCUAUAAAAACUUUAACUUUGGACUCAGGUCAAAUUGCUAGUUCAUUGCCAAACUUUGAGAAAACUCAAUCUGCAACAGAUAUAGUUGAUCAAGAAAUGCAUAAACCAUGUGAUACGUGCUUGCUUUCAGAGUUACCAUCCAACACUCAUAAUUUCCCAACUGUCCUUGAAACUGAACUAAACAAAGCAUCAAAUCCUUUAUCAGAAGACCCCAAAAUGGCAUCAAGCGAUUCUGGUCAAUUGGAUGAAAAGAGUCUUCAGAUCAAUACAACUAAUGUGAUUUCUGUAUCCAUGGCAUUUUCCAGCACCACUUCGUACUCUUGUCCUUUCUCCUACACUACUUUGCUCCCUACUUUAGAAAAGAAGAAACGAAAGCGUUGUGGAGUUUGUGGACCUUGCCAACAGAAGGUGAACUGUGGUGAAUGUAUUUACUGUAAAAAAGAAAAAUAUAGCCACCAAAUCUGUAAAAUGAGAAAAUGUGAGGAACUGAAGAAGAAGCCGAUGGUCAUAGUGCCUUUUGAGAUACAUUUAGACAACAACUUAGUAAAUGGCCCCAGGUCAGAAUCCAUGGAAAACAGUAAAUGUAGUAAUGGUGAAAAACAAAGGUUGAAGUUGAACCAGAACAUCCUUGAAAAUGUACAGACCAAUGAAGAAGACACCAUGACGGGCGUAGAAGUAGAGAAAUGGGCCGAGAACAAGAAAUCCCAUUUGACCAUCCAUGUCCAAGGAGACAUCAGUGGUCCUGCCCCUGAGACUGAAAACUUGAAAAAGUCUGAAGACAAUGAGAAAAAAACCCUUUUGAGUGACCUCAUCGAGCCCCCCAAAUCGUUUGCACAAACUGUUAAAAAUGGCAUUAAAAAUGUAUACUACUCACCAGCCGAAGCUGACGUGUCACUGAAAAAAGUCAAGUUUGAAAAAAAUCCAGAUUUGAUUGAUCAUGACACAGAAAGCAACCCCACUCCCUCUUUGGGGAACACUACUAGCUCUGAUAAUAGAGCAGGUGCUUUGGUCCCUGGCGUUUACAACACUCACCUUAAGAGGGAAGAUAAUAUUUUAGUGAUCCAGAAGACAGACCCUAUCUGUCAUUCUGCUCAAGACCCCACAGAUAGUGUGUUGAAGAGUAAUAUCGAUGCCCAGGAAAAUCCACCUCAUAUAAUUUCGUGGGGAAAAGGAGAAGCUCCUGAAAGUAAACACAUCAGCGAGCUAAAACAAUAUAAUUCUCCAGUUCAGCCUUGUCUUCUAUCCCUAAUGAGAGAUAGGAGACUCACUCUGGAGCAGGUAGUGGCCAUAGAAGCCCUCACUCAGCUAUCAGAAGUUCCCUCUGAAAAUUCUUCACCAUCUAAAUCAGAAAAAUAUGAAGAGACUGCACAAUUGACAACAAAUUUGCUUCACAGCUGUAAAGCAAUUCUGUGUUCCGUGGGAUCUCCUGCGGGAAAGGACUUUCAAGAUCCAAACUUAAAAAUUGAUUCUCUGGUCCUACAUCCCUGCCCCUCCUUGGAAAAGCAAACUCCUAGGAAGCCAGUGCUGUACAAUGGCCAAAAUAAUUCUAAAUUGCACAAUAAUUUAAUGACAAAUCAUAGCACAUCUAAGACACAUGCAUCUUCAAAAGUCACCAAGUCGGGAUCCAUCAUAGAACCAGGUUCGAAUUCCCCCAGGAAUCACAGCAACAAAGAAAUUGUUCUUCAGGGGAGAAUUACAGUUGGCCGGUGCUCCAAGAGUGCCCAUGGCUUACAAACAAGCAGCAAGUUGGAAUUUUGUAGGCAGUUACAGGAAAGCACUAGCAAAAAUUUUGACUCCAAAAAUGAUUUGUCUCGUAGGACUACCCCACACAGUCAGAUAGAAGAAGAUGUAGCUGCCCAGUUGACCCAACUUGCAUCCAUUAUUGAAUCCAAUAAUGCGAAGCGGGAGGAAAAAGAAGGUGCAAAGAUGUUUCCCAGGCUUGAGUGUCACAAUGCACAGCAAAAAUCCAAGCAAGAACAAAGCUCAUUUCAAGAGAAACGACCCGUCCCCAUACAGAACAAUCACAGCUCAUUGUUAGCCAAGCAAAAACCAUCCUCCCACAAAAGGGGGAAAUCUGCCUCAUGGAAACAGAGGUUAAAGAAAAAGCCCCCGGCCAAGAGCAUUCAACAAAACGAUCAGAGCGAGCGGGAACGCCUGGCGUGGCAGUACAGCAAGUUCCACGAUCUCUGGGUGGGGUCUAAACUUCGAAGAUUGGGCUAUAUUUCCUCCCGUGAGUUUCAUGCUACAAUGAUAGAGCGCAGCCCUUCACUUACCAAAGUUCCGAAGCCACUCACUCAAAGUACUUUAUCAUCCCAACAUAAGAAACGAUUUCUUCCCCUCACUCAGAUAAAAUUCCACAGACAUUUACCUGAGUCGGCACAGGAAAAAAUGAAGGAAAAACGGUUCGGUUUUGAAGAGAUGGCUGACCACACCAAAUCGGAGGGGGUUGAUCCUCCGACGGGACGGGUGGUUCCAGAGGGUUUGCAGCAGAGUGGUGGGUCUUCCACAGAUCCCCUCUCCCUGUUCCACUUACACACAGAGUCCCCUUUAAGCAGACCAAGCGGCAACGUCCAGGUGUUUACAGAAAAAGGCGACAAUUCUCAGGUACAGCAUUCGGUGAAUGUCAAUCAGUCUCCUAAUCAAUACAGCCAGAGAGCUGGUGCUACAGCUGGUGUAGACCAAACACACUUUCAGCAGGAUGCAGAAGAGCAGCUGAGGAGUCAGAGACAGCACACGCUGCCUGCUCCCGGCUGUGCCACGCCGGUGCCCGGCACCGUCCAAACUCUCAGGAACGAAAGCACGGCAUGUCCAGGGGGAGCAUCCGUGGCGGCAGCCAACAGUUCAGGGUCGGUCACUUCACACGGUGUCGGCGACUUGGAGUUUCCCGGAAAGAACACGCUGAGCUGCUUCCUUGAAUCCCCAAUGACCUUCCUAGACACCCCUACCAAAAAUCUCAUCGACACACCCACAAAAAAAGGGCCAUCUGAACUGCCAAGCUGUAGCUGUGUUGAACAAAUUAUAGAAAAAGAUGAAGGGCCAUACUAUACACAUCUUGGAACAGGACCAAGUGUGGCUGCUGUCAGGGAAAUCAUGGAGGCCAGAUAUGGUGAAAAAGGAAGAGCGAUUAGAAUAGAAGUCGUCGUAUAUACAGGCAAAGAAGGAAAAAGCUCUCAGGGGUGUCCAAUUGCCAAGUGGGUAAUAAGAAGAAGUAGUGAUGAAGAAAAACUCCUCUGCUUGGUUCGCCAGCGUGCAGGCCAUCACUGCCAGACAGCUGUCAUUGUCAUCCUCAUCUUAGCGUGGGAGGGAAUUCCUCAUCUCCUGGCUGACACCUUAUAUCAAGAGCUAACCCAGAGUCUCAACAAAUAUGGCUGCCCCACCACGCGGCGCUGUGCCCUUAAUGAAGAUCGUACCUGUGCAUGCCAAGGAUUGGAUCCAGAAACUUGUGGCGCAUCCUUUUCCUUUGGAUGCUCUUGGAGCAUGUAUUUCAAUGGCUGCAAAUUUGCAAGAAGCAAAAACCCCAGAAGAUUUCGACUAAUUGCAGAUGAUCCCAAAGAAGAAGAAAACCUUGAAAGUAAUUUGCAGACUCUCGCUACAGAUGUUGCUCCUGUGUACAAGAAACUUGCUCCGGAUGCUUUCCAAAACCAGGUAGAAAAUGAACACCUUGGCUCUGAUUGUCGUCUUGGUCGCAAGGAUGGACGUCCUUUCUCUGGGGUUACUGCCUGCAUAGACUUCUGUGCCCAUGCCCACAAAGACACACAUAACAUGAAUAACGGAAGCACUGUGGUCUGUACUUUGACAAAAGAAGAUAAUCGAUCAGUGGGUGUGAUUCCCAAAGAUGAGCAGCUCCACGUGCUGCCACUUUAUAAAAUUUCCCAAACGGAUGAAUUUGGUACAAAAGAAGGAUUAGAAGCCAAGAUUAAAACAGGGGCCAUCCAGGUGCUCACCGCCUUCCCCAGAGAAGUGAGGAUGUUAGCCGAGCCAGUGAGAGCCACAAAGAAGAAGAAGGCGGACGUCCGGAGGGCGCCAGCUGAAAAGCCCGGGCAGGUGCCAAGGAAACAUCCACCUCCGGUAAAGUUCAAAAAUGGAUCUCCUGAAAUGCACCCCAAGGCAACCCAACUUUUAGGUAACAAAACUGAGACAUUGCAUCCUGACGUAAAGAAUGAACUUUCAGAUCCACAUUUUAACCUCCAUAGUGUAGCCAACACUACAAACUACUCUUGGAUCAAGUCCAUUCAUCACCCAUUGAAAGGGACGAACUUACCUCUGAACUCUUCCCUGACUCCUCUGUCUGGCUUGGCAGCAACUUCAUUUCAGAAUGACUCUGAAAUUUCCUACGGGUUUUCAGAUCAGGGUAGUGUUCCACCCUGGACAGUGGUUUCUACAAAAUACAGUGGUGCUAAUGCAGGAACUGAGGAAUGCCCUGGACUUCUACUGAAUGCUGAGCCAGCAUCUUUUUCUGGCGUGGCUUCCACCGUGACAAACCCCCAGCUUCAUGCUGACCUUUCUCCUGGCCCAGUUGACCAUCUGAUUUCUGACCCGGCAAAAUUUCAACCUCCAUCGCUACUGCCACCUGUUACUCAGACAGCUGAUCCCGGCGACUCCACCGCAGGGAAAUCGGACAGUGAUGAGCACAAGACGGGUCCGAGGGAAGCUGCUCCUUUGGCUUCCUCCCUGGUGAAUCCCGGAAGACAGGAGCCCGAGCCGGCUGCUCAUUUCCCAUCCGCCACCGAGCAGGUACCGAGUGAUGAGCUGACCGAGUCGGCCGACAGUGAAGAGAAGUCGGAAGAGAUGUGGUCAGACAGCGAACACAACUUCUUGGACGACAAUAUUGGUGGCGUGGCAGUGGCCCCUUCCCAUGGCUCGGUGCUAAUCGAAUGUGCCCGGCGAGAGCUUCACGCCACGACGCCCAUCCGCAAGCCAAACCGCAACCAUCCCACACGCAUCUCCCUUGUCUUCUAUCAGCACAAGAAUCUCAAUGAACCGAGGCAUGGGUGGGCGGUGUGGGAGGCAAAGAUGGCUGAAAGAGCCCGAGAGAAAGAGAGAGAGGCUGAGAAGCUCGCUACUGAAAAUGCCACGAACCAGAAAACAAAACAGCCUCCAGAGAGUCCUGAGAUUUUCUGCGAGCAAAAUGAACUGAACCAAAUUCCUUCCCGGAAAGCAUUAACGGUAACCCAUGACAAUGUCAUUACGGUGUCUUCUUAUGCCCUCACUCAAGUUGCGGGGCCGUACAAUCACUGGGUCUGAAGGCUUUGCAAACACAGAAUCUUGUCCCACUGCAAUGUUCUGUUACUUCAAGGUGCUGUUGAAAAAAAAAAAGUCAAGUUGUCAGUUUUCUCUUUGUUCAUCUCAACCAUUUUAAGGCUGAGGUAAAAAAAAAAAAAUGGGGGGGAGAGUGGUUUCUUAAAUGUGACUUUAUAUUUUGACCAUUGGUGGCGUGGUGCUCAAGCACAUUUUAAACAACAAAAAAAGAAA